Drosophila rhopaloa is the source of this 755-nucleotide messenger RNA. RefSeq lists its product as uncharacterized. Bases 134 to 565 code for a protein of 143 amino acids. The record is from RefSeq and is a predicted model, not a curated record. NCBI's taxonomy places the organism in Eukaryota, Metazoa, Arthropoda, Insecta, Diptera, Drosophilidae. The transcript has a single exon.
AUAUCUGAGCAAUGCGAUCGAAAGUUGUCCGAAAUGGAGGCCAUUGGGGUCACCACAGCAGGGCAAUUACCAGCCGUCCAGAUGGGAGAUACGAGAACAUUCCGAGUCACGAUGAGCAGGCGCUUCCGGCCAAAUGAGAUGCAUCUCGACAUGCGCCGAACAUUUCCGUGUCUGGCCGAAAUCUGAUUGGAUUGGAAGGCGGAGUACAAAAGGCGCACUCAAGCGGUUGGCCAAAACAGUUGGCCAAAUGACUUCCGGACUCAACCUCACCGUCCCACUAAUUGUGGCCCUGACCCUCGCCCUGGUGACCCUCGCCUGGGCGGAUGAGUUCGACGUGGAGGACUACUCCAACGAGUACGAGGAUGUGCGACCCCAUCUGGUCUAUCCCGACGAUCCCAGGCUGGACAAGCGCAUCGGAGACGCCGCCCGGGAGUUUGGCCAGAACAUAACCCAGGCCUGGCACUCCAUGGUGGACUCCUUCAAGAACUACUUCGAGGAGCUCAAGAACCUGUUCGCCGACACCACGGAUCCCAAUGCAGCCAACGAGGUCUUCUCCGACCCCUAAAACGUGUGCUCAUCACUUUUUGAAAUAAAAUAUAUUGGAAACAAACGGAACGGAGCGUACAUAAACUAAUAUUUAUGAUUACAUUUUAUUUUGAUUUUCCUUUUUGCUAAACAAUAAUAAAUGUCAUAUGCGUGACACAGUAAAAUGCAAAACUAAAUAAAAGUAAAAAAUCUGCCUUGUGGAUUCAAAA